Molecule: messenger RNA, 3168 nt
Organism: Vombatus ursinus (common wombat)
Lineage: Eukaryota; Metazoa; Chordata; Mammalia; Diprotodontia; Vombatidae
Gene: SEMA3A
Product: semaphorin 3A
Exons: 19
Coding region: 205-2523 (772 amino acids)
Biological process (GO): motor neuron axon guidance; semaphorin-plexin signaling pathway; negative regulation of axon extension involved in axon guidance
Molecular function (GO): neuropilin binding; semaphorin receptor binding; chemorepellent activity
Source: RefSeq, a predicted model, not a curated record
AAUAUGGCAAGCAAGAAGCAGCUUUGGGGGAAUCAUCUGAGAUAGAGCACUCUAAGCAAUAAGGAUGGGAUCCUCUUUGAACUGCACAACAUAGACAAUAAAUCUCCUCUCAACAACUUCAGUUUCCAGAUUGUUUGAACUUCUGUGGCUGCACUCUACAGGAUAGAAUACUGAAAUCGCGGAAAGACCUACACUGUCUUCAGCAUGGGUUGGCUCCGGAGGAUUGCCUGUCUUUUCUGGGGAGUAUUACUAGCUGCAAGAGCAAACUAUCAAAAUGUGAAGAACAAUGUGCCAAGACUGAAAUUAUCCUAUAAAGAAAUGUUGGAAUCCAACAAUGUUAUCACUUUCAAUGGCCUGACAAACAGCUCCAGUUAUCAUACUUUCCUUUUGGAUGAGGAACGGAGUAGGUUGUAUGUUGGAGCAAAGGAUCACAUAUUUUCAUUCAACCUGGUUAAUAUCAAGGAUUUUCAAAAGAUUGCUUGGCCAGUUUCUCAUACGCGAAGGGACGAGUGCAAGUGGGCUGGAAAAGAUAUUUUGAAAGAAUGUGCUAAUUUCAUCAAGGUGCUUAAGGCUUAUAACCAAACUCACUUGUAUGCCUGUGGAACAGGGGCUUUUCAUCCAAUUUGCACCUACAUUGAAAUUGGACGCCAUCCUGAGGACAACAUUUUUAAGCUGGAGGAUUCACAUUUUGAAAAUGGCCGUGGAAAGAGUCCAUAUGACCCCAAACUGCUGACAGCAUCUCUUUUAAUAGAUGGAGAAUUAUACUCUGGAACUGCAGCUGAUUUUAUGGGACGUGACUUUGCCAUUUUCCGAACUCUUGGGCACCACCAUCCAAUUAGGACAGAGCAGCAUGAUUCCAGGUGGCUAAAUGAUCCAAGAUUCAUUAGUGUCCACCUCAUCCCAGAGAGUGACAAUCCAGAAGAUGACAAAGUCUAUUUUUUCUUCCGUGAAAAUGCAAUAGAUGGAGAGCACUCUGGGAAAGCCACCCAUGCUAGAAUAGGUCAAAUAUGUAAGAAUGACUUUGGUGGACACAGAAGCCUUGUUAAUAAAUGGACAACUUUCCUUAAGGCUCGGCUUAUUUGUUCAGUGCCAGGGCCUAAUGGCAUUGACACUCACUUUGAUGAAUUACAAGAUGUAUUCUUAAUGAAUUCCAAAGAUCCUAAAAAUCCAAUAGUCUACGGAGUAUUUACAACUUCCAGUAACAUCUUCAAGGGGUCAGCUGUGUGUAUGUACAGCAUGAGUGAUGUGAGAAGGGUGUUUCUUGGUCCAUAUGCACAUAGGGAUGGUCCAAACUAUCAAUGGGUGCCAUAUCAAGGAAGAGUUCCAUAUCCACGUCCAGGAACUUGUCCCAGUAAAACAUUUGGAGGGUUUGACUCAACAAAGGACCUUCCAGAUGAUGUUAUAACAUUUGCAAGAAGUCAUCCAGCCAUGUAUAAUCCAGUGUUUCCUAUUAAUAACCGCCCAAUUAUGAUAAAAACAGAUGUGAAAUACCAGUUUACACAAAUUGUAGUAGAUCGAGUGGAUGCAGAAGAUGGCCAAUAUGAUGUCAUGUUUAUUGGAACAGACAUUGGGACAGUUCUCAAAGUAGUUUCAAUUCCUAAGGAGACUUGGCAUGAUUUAGAAGAAGUCUUACUGGAAGAAAUGACAGUAUUUCGGGAACCAACUGUUAUUUUGGCAAUGAAGAUUUCCACAAAGCAGCAACAACUAUACGUUGGCUCAGCUGCUGGGAUUGCCCAGCUACCUUUACAUCGGUGUGAUAUAUAUGGAAAAGCUUGUGCAGAGUGUUGUCUUGCUCGAGACCCAUACUGUGCGUGGGAUGGUUCUUCAUGCUCUCGCUAUUUUCCUACUGCAAAAAGACGCACAAGAAGACAAGAUAUACGCAAUGGAGACCCACUGACUCACUGCUCAGACCUACAACAUCACGAUAACUACAAUGGCCAUGGUUUUGAAGAAAAAAUCAUCUAUGGAGUAGAAAACAGUAGCACAUUCUUGGAGUGCAGCCCCAAGUCUCAACGUGCUCUAGUAUAUUGGCAAUUCCAGAGGCAAAAUGAGGAACGGAAAGAAGAGAUCAGAGUGGAUGACCGUAUCAUCAAAACUGAACAAGGCCUUUUGCUACGUAGUCUACAAAGGAAAGAUUCAGGCACUUAUCUCUGUCAUGCAGUGGAACAUGGCUUCAUGCAAACUCUUCUUAAGGUGACCUUAGAAGUCAUUGACACAGAUCACUUAGAAGAGCUUCUUCAUAAAGACGAUGAUGGUGAUAGUUCUAAGUCCAAGGAUAUUUCAAAUAGCAUGACUCCCAAUCAGAAGGUCUGGUAUAGAGACUUCAUGCAACUCAUCAACCAUCCCAACCUCAAUACAAUGGAUGAGUUCUGUGAACAAGUUUGGAAAAGGGACCGAAAACAACGGAGACAGAGACCGGGCAAUUCUCAGGCAAAUAGUAAUAAAUGGAAACACCUACAAGAAAAUAAGAAAGGUAGAAAUAGGAGGACCCACGAAUUUGAGAGGGCACCCAGGAGUGUUUGAACUGCAUUACCUCUGGAAACCUCACCUAAGUAGAAACUUGUUUAGACAGAUAACUGGAAAAAAUGCAAUAUACAUGAACUUUAUCAUGGCAUUAUGUGGAUGUUUACAAUAGUAGGAAGUCCAACUGAUUUCCACCAAGUAUAAAUUAAGUUCAUGACUAACUUUCCUAACAGACUCCUUUCCUGAUACCAACAUUUAAUGGAGAUUCAAAGAUGAACAUAGAUAUUCAAUUUAGCUGACAAUGUUUCCUACAAAGAUUCCAUUGUACAGGUUUUGCUUUCUUUGCCUGAGACUUAAAAGUGUCAUUUGCCAUACUGUCCUCUAAAAGAAGGAAAACUGACAUCAGCAAUGCCAUUUUUAUUGAACUAAGCAUUUAAAAAAAACCUGCAUGGAUUUACAAAGCUGAUUAAUAUUCCAAAAUUGGUUGGACACAAGGAUAAUUUUUAUCUACCAACACUCUUGUUUAUAUGUACUGGAGGAGUAAAAUGAUACCGAAUGAAAUGGUCUGUGGAAAUAUGAAAAGCGUAAACCACCCAUCAUCCAGAAAGAAAGUGGAAUACACUGAUCUACUACUGAUGUCUUCUUUCAGCUUUGAUCUAAAGAUGUAUUUUAUUAAAACUAUAAUUUAAAUGUACCAUGACAAAU